This is a messenger RNA of Drosophila teissieri, 2885 nucleotides long. RefSeq lists its product as uncharacterized. Lineage: Eukaryota; Metazoa; Arthropoda; Insecta; Diptera; Drosophilidae. The transcript is spliced from 3 exons. Bases 367 to 2547 code for a protein of 726 amino acids. The record is from RefSeq and is a predicted model, not a curated record.
UAAGGUAAUCAGUUUCAAAGGCAAUGAAUCGCCUUUGAAAUAAUUAUGGUAUCACUAUGUACUCGAAGUUAUCUCACUGGACCGCACAGUUCCCAGAAACUUAUGAGCACUCAGUGGUUGACUAGUAAUAGAGAACCCCCUGCAUUGCUGGCUACUGAAAGCUAUCGUCAGUUGUGUGUAAAAUUCGGAGCGUGGCGGACAUAUAGGGUCUGAUUUCAGUUUAAUCGCGGAAAUGGUGUGGAUAACGCCGGAUCAAGUAUAACAACAACGGAAAAUACUAGAAAAAUAUAAUUUAUUGUAAUAAAAUCAUCGAUUUGUUGUAUAUGUUAAUGGAAAACUUCGUUUUCGGUUAGUGUCAAUUCUAACAUGACGAACAUUAAAUAUGAACUUGUUCCAAAUGAGGAGCGAGAACCAAGCGAAAAGAAACCUUCAAAUUGGAUAGUAAAAAUAUUAUUUAUAAGCUUGGUGCUUUUAACCUUGGCAAUUUAUACCUUGAGCUGCGCAGAUAAUCCGCUGAAGAACAGUGCAGCUCCUUUUUCCCCUUGGAGACCCAUGCGACUCUCUGUGGGAUCAGGUUGGACCAAUAAUCCGGGCAAUUUUUCGAGUCUUUUGGAUGUAUUAUAUAAAAUUCGUAGUCUGGGAGAGGUGAAACAGACGGAGACUGCCGAAGCAAGCCAUAGUAAAGUAACAGAUACUGAGAGCUCCACCGAGGAUCAAACCGAAAGAAGUACCAUCGCGCACACGGACAGAGUCUUAGAAAUUAGCACCUCACUACCAGUUACUGGAUAUUCGAAAACAGAGACCUUAUAUGCAUUAGAAUCUAAUGGAAAAAAGUACUUCGUCAACAGCCCGCAGUGCCAAAUGGGCCACCCCAAUCCCUUCGCCAGCAACAUCCAGCAUAUCUACAAAAAACAUUCCUAUAUUGUGUGUGACAAAAGUCCCGACAUGAUCACAGUGAUCUUCAAUGAAACGGACAGCACCUACAGGCUGCAUAAGAUCGAAAACUCCACCUGCUGCUUCAAACAGAUCCUUCGAGCAGGAUCUUCAACCAAUGCGGACCAUCAGUACAAGUUGCGUCCCUGCGUUGAGUUUCAGCAGGACCUCUUGGUGCCAACGGAAGUGACUGCCAUGAUCACCUAUUGCCGCCGGCAUCCAUUUGAUAAGGUGUCGCAAAAGGACGCCUUCAGUUUUGUGCAUCCUCGGAAGGAUCAGAUCAAUAAUCGUACAUCUCUGCAUAAAAGAAGACCCAGUGUUUUGCUGUGGGGUAUUGAUUCCAUUUCACGAAUGACUCUUGAGCUAACGAUGCCCCGGAUGUACGAGUAUUUGAACAGUCAGCAUUGGUUCGAGCUUCAGGGAUACAAUAAGAUGGGUGACAACACGUUUCCAAAUCUGAUGGCCAUUCUCACGGGAUUUAACAAAACCUAUGCGAACGCUCGGUGCCAUCCUGAUAAGGUGCGUGGUCUGGAUGAAUGUCCCUUUAUUUGGAAGGACUUCAAGGACAAAGGAUACACAACUGCCUUCGCCGAGGACUGGAGCAAGUACUCCACAUUUGACUACUCAAGCAAGGGCUUUUACAAUCCACCGACAGACGUGUACGGCAGACCACUGGUCCUGGCCGUGGAGGAGGAGCUAAGGAUGACACAGCGGGGUCAAAUGCCCUACUGCUUGGGGCGCAAGCCGGCUUCCGAGUACAUCUAUGACCUGGGCGUCCAGUUCACCAUGGUCAACCGGAACAGCACCUUCUUUGGCAUGUUCUGGACCAACACAUUCAGCCACAAUGACUUUUCUAUGCCCUCCGCCAUGGAUGAAAGAUUGGUGAAGUACAUGCGGACGUUGGACAAAAACGGCAUAAUGGAUAACACCAUCAUCAUCUUCUUCAGCGAUCAUGGAGCCAGGUUUGGACCAUUGAGGAAAUUGAAUAGCGGUUUCGUGGAAGAACGGUUGCCCUUCAUAUAUAUCCGUGUUCCGCGUUGGAUUCGUGAGAAGUACCCGAAGCUCCUGCGCAACCUGCAGGUAAAUAGGAAUCGCCUCGCAUCACCAUAUGAUAUCCAUGCCACCCUAAGACACAUCCUGGAGUUGGACACGCCGAAGGAUAAGCUUCCUCGCCCUGAGGGCUGCUCCACCUGCCACAGCGUUUUCGAGGAGGUGGACUGGUCGAGGAAUUGCUCGCAGGCCGGGAUCGAGGAGCACUGGUGCACGUGUGACAGCCUCUCCGAAGUGUCCACAACAGAUUCCAGUGCCAAGAGCAUGUCCACCCAGCUGGUGGAGUCCAUCAACAAAUAUGUAGCCAGCAAAAAAGGAGCGGAACGGUGCCGACGGUUGAAACUGAGCCGAAUAUUCUCAGUCCAGAGAAGAGGGAACUCUAAUAGGUAUCUUAUCCAGUUGAGUGUCCAGCCGGGUGACGCCCUCUUCGAGGCCACCGUGGAGUGGGAUGCCAGUGCCCGAAGGAUUCCCGAUCAGAUGCCCAGCAUCAGUCGGUUAAACACUUACGCCGGAAUGUCGGGAUGCUCGUCGGUUAAGGAGACCAGAAAGUACUGCAUCUGCUGAGUUCCAACUCUAAACUCUGGACAACCGCAAGACCGCACAAAAAAGGACUCGCUACUGUAAUCUGUCGGAUCUCAGAGCCUUUGUUCUCCUGAGGUAUGGCAUCCUAUCUCUGGGGUGGAUCUGAGGCCGGAUAGUUAGAUGCUGGCAUCUACUUUGGCAAAGUAAUUGCAGCUUGGCAAAUUGUGCGAAUGGAAAAUUAGUUGACAAUUACAUGACAAUUGGCAGAUACUCGGGUAAUUGUCCAGUGAUUAGAAAAAGAUACUGGCUCCAAUGAACCAAAAUCUUUGCAAGUAUUUAUUAAGCUAGUUGUAACAUCCGCUUAAACAAUAUACAGUAAG